AUGUGCCCUGGUAGUAGUGGUAGUGAUACAGAAUCUCGAGGGAUUAUAAAUUGUGACGAUUUGGUUUCAAAGGAUGGAGGAGAGUACAGGAAUGAAGGUACAAUGAGAGUAAGAGAAGAGGUCAAGUUUGUACAUGGUCUUCUCAGACAGUUUAGGGUCAAUGGAAAUGUAGGAAGGUUGCCACUGCAAGAGGUGGGAGAAGAGGUACUGUCUCUGGCUAAGAUAGCAUGCCCCAUAAUAAUGACAACUCUGCUUAUUUUCUCAAGGUCUAUAAUAUCUAUGCUCUUCUUGGGUCAUCUAGGAAAGAUCGAACUAGCAGGAGGUUCGCUCGCACUCGGGUUUGCAAACAUCACAGGCCUCUCAGUGCUGAAAGGCUUAGCCAUGGGAAUGGAUCCUAUAUGUGGACAAGCGUAUGGGGCCAAGAGAUGGUCAGUUCUUGGCCAAACCUACCAGAAAACUCUGUGUCUCCUGGUUCUUGUUUCUAUACCCAUCUCCUUCUUAUGGCUGAAUGUGGAACCAAUCUUUAUACGUUUAGGUCAGGAUCGAGAUAUCAGUAAUGUUGCCAAAGUUUACCUGACCUUCUGCAUUCCUGAAUUAUUAGGUCAAGCUGUUCUUCACCCUAUGAGAUCCUUUCUGAGAACUCAAGGCUUGACAGCUCCUCUUACUAUAGCUGCAGUAGGUGCAUUAAUCCUUCACACACCAAUCAACUACUUAUUGGUAAUAUACUUGAAGAUGGGGGUAAAAGGAGUUGGGUUGGCCCUUGCUUGUAACACGUUAAAUUUGAACUUAGGCUUGCUAAUUUAUGUCACGGUCUCAAAAACACCACUAAAACCUUGGCAUGGGGUUACAGCUCUCUCAAUCUUCCAAGGCUGGCGGCCAUUGCUAUCGCUAGCUUUACCUAGUGUCGUUUCUGUUUGCUUGGAGUGGUGGUGGUAUGAGAUCAUGCUGUUUCUUUGUGGCUUACUACCCAACCCGAAAGCCAGUGUGGCAGCUACAGGCAUCCUCAUCCAAACAGCAGGUAUAAUCUACUCUUUUCCAUUUUCCCUGGGCAUCGGCGUGUCUACGCGAGUUGGUCAUGCAUUGGGCGCUGGACAACCGUCUCGUGCGCAAUGGACAACCAUAAUUGGCAUCAGUCUAGCUUUCACAUUUGGUCUCUCUGCGUCUGUUAUCACGGCUGCCCUGAAAUCGGUGUGGGGGAAGCUGUACACUGAUGAGCCACAGAUUCUUCACUUGAUCUCAGUCGGACUUCCACUACUCGGGUUAUGUGAACUUGCCAACUCUCCACAAACAGCUGCCUGCGGCGUGUUAACAGGGACUGCACGUCCCAAAGAUGGCGCACGCAUAAACUUAUGUUCCUUCUACUUCGUCGGAUUGCCAGUUGCAGUUCUCCUAACUUUCCAAUGUAAAAUUGGUUUUCCGGGGCUAUGGUUUGGGCUACUAGCCGCACAAAUUAGCUGUCUAUGCAUGAUGUUGUAUACCGUGACUCGAACAGAUUGGAGACACCAGGCUAAAAGGGCUGAGGAGCUAACUGCAGCCGUAGGAGAUAAUGAUGGUGAUGAGGGUGAUUUGGAAACUGGCUUACUUCCAAGUGACAAUUAA
This is a messenger RNA of Dovyalis caffra, 1599 nucleotides long. Lineage: Eukaryota; Viridiplantae; Streptophyta; Magnoliopsida; Malpighiales; Salicaceae. The record is from the annotation of a GenBank genome assembly.